This is a messenger RNA of Cynara cardunculus var. scolymus (artichoke), 1816 nucleotides long. RefSeq lists its product as uncharacterized. The coding region runs from base 231 to 1493 and encodes 420 amino acids. The record is from RefSeq and is a predicted model, not a curated record. Lineage: Eukaryota; Viridiplantae; Streptophyta; Magnoliopsida; Asterales; Asteraceae. The transcript has 7 exons.
CAAUUCUCCUCUCCUCACUGGUUGGUUAUCUUGGUUUGAUUUCAAUUUCCCUUUUAUACCCUUGAGGUCUCUCUCAAUCACGAGCGUAAUAGAAGAAAGCGUCAACGGUUUUUGUUUGAUUCCCAUGAUUUUUUUUUGAGGCAUAAUUUUGUAGUUUAUAGAUUUGUGUGGGCAGCAUAUGUGAGCAGGAUAAGCAUACGUAGUUUCACUGUCGUUGUGUGUGAAAGAAGAUGAAUCUCUUUUCCCGUUCGACGGUGGUUCUGUGUCUGGUGACUUUAUGUUAUGCUGCCGGAAAUGUGGUUUUGGGUUCCGGCGAGAAGGUUGAGAUUCUAAAGCAUUUGAAUCGUUUGAACAGACCUUCAAUGAAAUCUAUCAAGAGCCCUGAUGGAGAUAUAAUCGACUGUGUUCAUAUCUACCGUCAAGCAGCUUUUGAUCAUCCUUCCCUCAAAAAUCACACCAUUCAGACGAGGCCAAAUUUUCAUCCAGAGGGGAUAAAUGAUGAGAGCAUCAAAGUGUCAGCCAUGAUGAAGUCUUUUACAGAGAAAUCGUCAUCGAAAAAGCAGCCAACAAUUUCUCAAUUAUGGCAUGAGAAUGGGAAGUGCCCAAAGGGGACAAUCCCUGUUAGAAGAACCAAGAAAGAGGACAUCCUCAGAGCUAGCUCAAUCCAGAGUUAUGGGAAGAAAAACAACCUCUCCCUUGUUGCCCAUCCAACUUCUGUUGAUCUUGACCUUAUCAAUCAAAGUGGCCAUCAGCAUGCAAUUGCCUAUGUUGAAGGAGAGUUUUAUGGAGCAAAGGCAACUAUGAAUGUUUGGGACCCUAAAAUACAGCAGCCCAAUGAAUUCAGCUUGUCUCAAAUAUGGUUACUGGGAGGCUCAUUUGCUUCAGAUCUCAACAGCAUUGAAGCUGGUUGGCAGGUCAGCCCAGAUCUAUAUGGGGAUAGCAACACCAGAUUCUUCACAUAUUGGACUAGUGAUGCAUAUCAAGCCACAGGCUGUUACAACCUUCUGUGCUCAGGAUUCAUUCAAAUCAACAAUGAGGUAGCAUUGGGGGCCAGUAUUUCUCCUCUUUCUAAAUAUCAUGGUUCCCAAUAUGAUAUCAGCAUACUUAUCUGGAAGGACCCCGAUCAAGGGAAUUGGUGGAUGCAAUUUGGGAAUGGGAAGGUGCUCGGAUACUGGCCAGCUUCGUUAUUUUCUUACUUAAGUGAGAGCGCAUCAAUGAUUCAAUGGGGAGGAGAGGUGGUUAACUCAGCAUCAGAUGGGCAACACACAACCACCCAGAUGGGCAGUGGCCAUUUCCCUGAAGAAGGCUUCAGUAAGUCCAGUUACUUCAGAAAUGUUCAAAUAGUGGAUGGAUCAAACAGUCUAAGGGCUCCUAAAGACGUAGACACCUUCACCGAGCAGGCUAACUGCUACAAUGUUCAAACGGGCAAGAACGAUGGUUGGGGCAGCUACAUUUACUAUGGUGGGCCGGGUAGAAACCCCAACUGCCCGUGAAGCUCGAUACUUAGACAAGUUCAAGAAAAGAAUCAACGUUGUGUUUGGUCUUGAAGCGUAAAGGCGUGGAUAGAAAAAACAGCAUCAUGUUGGUAUGUAUUAUCGUAGGUGUAAUUAUGUACGAGUCUCCUAAUUCAGUUGAUCUCAUACAGACAUGCUAGAAACAAAAUAUGUGCAUGCAUUCUUUCGAUUUGGGUUUUGGUUUGUUAUCAAUCAUGACGACUCUACAAAACUGCGAAGUGUAAGUAUUUGGGUUCGCCGUCUUGUCUGUGAAAUUGUGACAUUUCAGAGGGUCGGAUUUAGUACAUGACAUUUUGAAUUCU